This is a messenger RNA of Bipolaris maydis ATCC 48331, 3346 nucleotides long. Lineage: Eukaryota; Fungi; Ascomycota; Dothideomycetes; Pleosporales; Pleosporaceae. The record is from RefSeq and is a predicted model, not a curated record.
AGCGACAACAUCCGGGCCCAAUGAAUCAGCCCUUGGAAUAAUAGUCAACAUGCUCUCUGCGUUCACUGCCCGGCCUAUUGUCGAGCUUAAACAGCGCGACAAGUCCAAGAUCGAGUCGAUCCUCGCAUAUGGCGAUCGCGUGCUUGUGGGACUCAAUACAGGCUCCUUGCGCAUAUAUCGUGUAAACGACCAGGCCGAAGAUGUCGAAGCUGAGCAUCAGCAGAACGGCGACCAAAACGGUCAACCGCAGCAGCUCUCGACGCCUAAGCCCAAGCCCGCAGACCUUCUCCGCGAGGAAGAGAAGUUCUCGCGCCGGCCCAUACAGCAGCUAGCCAUCAUCAAGGAAGCCAACAUUCUCGUCUCGCUGUCAGACAACUAUGUCUCGAUCCACGACAUCCAAACGUAUGCGCUGCAGGAGAAGCUGGAGAAGACACGAGGCGCCACUACGUUUGCUGCGGCUAGCAACAUUGUCAAGGAUCCAUCGACUGGGAUCCCGUCGAUUGUGAGCCAUCUGGCUGUUGCGGUGAAGCGAAAGAUUAUACUGUGGACAUGGCAGGACAUGGAGUUGACGGGCGACGCCGUGGAGAUAUCACUGAUUGCGUCAGUCAAGAGCUUGACGUGGGCUACGGGCACCAAAAUUGUCGCUGGCAUGGACCCCGGCUUCGUCAUGGUCGAUAUCGAGACACAGGAGGUACAAGACAUCAUCAAGCCAGGUGCACUCGCAGAGAAUGGAAGUCAGGGCGGGGCGCGCUUUGGUGCAGUGUCAUCUUCGGGCAUGGGAUACAUGGGCAUGGGCAGCUGGGUACCGAAGCCUCUGGCAACACGGCUUGGAGAGGGCGAGAUGCUGUUGGCUAAGGAUGUCAACAGCUUGUUUAUUGACACAGAUGGCAACGCCCUUGAAAAGCGGCAGGUGCCCUGGCAAACUGCCCCUGAGACUAUCGCCUACUCGUACCCAUACAUGCUUACGCUACAGCCGCCUGCAAAGGGAAGUUUGGAAAUCAGGAACCCGGAUACACUGAACCUGCUACAACUCAUCCCCCUGCCCAACGCCAACUUCCUCCAUGUACCCCAACCCAACAUUAGUCUGGCACAUGCGGGUAAAGGUUUCUUGGUCGCCAGCGACCGAUGCAUAUGGCGAAUGGGAGCACAGAGCUAUGAGACGCAGAUUGAUGAACUUGUCGCUAAUGGACGCUAUGACGAGGCCUUGAGUCUUCUCAAUAUGCUCGAGGACACGCUGCUUCUGGACAAAGAAGAAAGAAUACGGGAGAUUCAGAUACUCAAGGCACAAGCAUUAUUUGAUCUGAAAAAGUACCGCGAGGCAAUGGAGCUCUUCAUUGAUGCGAAAGCACCGCCGGAGCGUGUCAUUGCCCUGUAUCCAAGAUCGAUUGCUGGACAUUUGGCGCCGGAGGAGAGCGUCAAGGGCGAUGGAAGCGUUACAGAGGAGGAUGAAACAAACGGGGAGAAGUCUACAGAGGAAUCUGAAGACACUACUGUUCCUGCUGCAGCAACGAUUGGACGAUCGAUGAUGGGCCGAUUUGGUGUUGGUGGGCAUAAGAAGGUCGACUCGGACGCUGGCUCUAUCCGGGCUGGCGCUGUCAAGGACGAGGCAGCAGCAGAAAAGGGCAUGUCGGAAAAGGAGUUCAAAGACUCUGUGCGUGCGUUGCAGUCGUUCCUUACACAAUGUCGCGUGCAGAUUAAGCGCUACAUUGACACAGAGGGUAACUUGAAAGAGCCCUUACCUACGCCUAGCGGUAGCCAGUUAGAGGCCGAGAAGCCGCCUUUUCACAUUUUCAUCGAGGAGACUUCACUACAGGGUCCGGUAGACUGGAAAGCCAAGCUGCUCGAAGUGGCGCAGCUGGUGGACACGACCCUGUUCCGGGCGUACAUGAUUGCGAAUCCCAGUGUAGCAGGCUCGCUGUUCCGUCUACCCAACUUUUGUGAGCCAGACGUUGUUCAGGAAAAACUGUACGAGACAGGCCGGUACGCGGAUCUGAUUGACUUUUUGCACGGCAAGAAGCUGCAUCGACAGGCACUGGAAUUGCUGGAGAAGUUUGGCAAGAACGAGGCGGACGAGGAGGUCUCGUCUGCGCUGCAAGGACCACAGCGCACGGUGGGCUAUCUACAAGCGUUGCCUCCGGAGCUAAUUGAUCUCAUUCUCGAGUAUGCCGAAUGGCCGCUGCGGGUGAAUCCCGAGCUUGGGAUGGAAGUCUUCCUUGCGGAUACGGAAAACGCGGAGACGCUGCCGAGAGACCGGGUCCUUGAAUUCUUGCAAAAGAUUGAUCUCAAACUGGCGGUUAGAUAUCUGGAACAUAUCAUCGAGGAGCUCAACGACCUCAAUGUCGACUUUCACCAGCGGCUGGUCGACUUGCUGCUGGAAAGGCUCAAGAGUGGGGAUUUUGCCAACGAGGAGGAGAAGGCGGAUUGGAGGGAGAGAUUGCAGACGUUUUUGAAGAAGGGCAAUGCACAGUACAACCGGUAUCGUGUGUUCCAGCAACUCCCGGCUAACGAUGCGGAUUACUAUGAAGCACGCGCGAUUGUGUUGAGCAAGAUGGGAUCGCACAAGCAAGCAUUGGCAAUCUAUGUAUUCCAGUUGAAGGACUACAAGAAAGCCGAGGAAUACUGCAACCAAGUCUACACAGCACCACCAUCAUCUCUCCCACCCAACCGCUCACCGCAGAUUGGAUCACCGCAGAUUGGAUCAAACAUUCAAGGGACGAUUGAAGACACUGAGCUGUCCAUCUAUCACGUGCUCCUAUCCCUGUAUCUUUCGCCGCCACCUCCGCACCAACCCAACUGGCCUCCUGCCCUGGAACUGCUUUCCAAGCACGGCGCAAGACUGCCAGCAGCGACAACUCUGGAUCUGAUUCCGCCUAGCCUACCGGUCAAGGAUCUGGAGUCAUAUUUCUUUGGUCGGAUCCGCAAUGCGAACUCACUUCUCAAUGAAGAGCGCAUUGUUUCGCGGCUGCGGGGAGUAGAAAAGGUGGCAGUCGAAGCAGCGAUGCUACUUGGAAACGACAACAAGACGGACCAGUAUGGACGCAAGGUACCGGGUGGACUGAACAGACGAGUGGUGAUUGACGAAGAUCGACAUUGUGCCGUCUGCCACAAGCGGUUUGGCGGAAGUGCGAUUCGCGUGUUCCCGGACAACAGCGUGGUGCACAGCGGGUGCAUGCGGGGCAGCGUGGGCAAGAGAACGACUGGGGCGGCGGGAUGGCGGUGAUGGGGCGUGGAAGGGCUGUAUGGAUAGUACAAAGUAUACCCAUGAAUGGAAUAGCAAUUGUCUCGUACAUGUGCGUGGGGGUGGGCGCUCAGUCGUCGUCGACCACCUCCUCGCCGUACGUCUCCU